AUGACUGGUGACUUCGAUGUUGAUCAGAAGUCCCAGUUGUGUGGUGCGGUUGACAGUACAGUGGUGAAAGGAUCUACUGAUGAUACGGUUUCGAAACAAACCUUCAAUUUUGCCAGCUCUUUUCAGAAUAGCAACACCAAGUCGUCUUGUAGAGGAGAUGUGAUUGAUGACCAGAGCAUUGACAGCGGUGGUACAUUUUGCCGGCAAGGAUUGGGUGAUCAUUUGACUUCACAAAAUCGGAUUUCGUCUAGUAAUUUAUAUUGUAAUGAUCAAACGUCCAACUCCACCGUCUCCGACGCUAUUGAAAGUAAUAUUGAGUCAUUAAAGGCUUUGUCUUUAAAAUCGGAUAAUGCAACACCUUUCCAACCGUUAAACUCUGGCAGUGCUAAGACACGAGACAUGACAUUUUCUACUGUCUCAGGUGAUGGGAAUCCAUUUUCCUUUGAGCGCAGCCAAUCUGCCCAAAAAUUCGACAGCUACAACUAUCUUGGUGAUACAGCAAAUACAAAUUCUGGUGGCAAAAGUCAUUCGACUCCUGAAUCUAGUUCUGGCAUUGAGAGCGCAUAUUCGUCGACCAAUCCUCGGAAUCAGCUUUUGCAAGAAACUGAGAAUCCACCGUCUACAGGAGAAAAUCACCUAGGCGGAUGUUCUAGCUCCUACUGGAACACUACUGGAAGCGCUCAGACUGAGGAGUUGAAUUAUUUAACGACGGCACUGUCUGUGAAUUCAUCGCCGCUUUUGACAAACCUUCUUUUUCAGCAACCUAGUAACUCUCCAGUUGGUACUAAGGGUGGGUUACAAUCUAAUUCGGGGGCCAUAGGUACCAAGCGUCCGAUAGUGGGUGGGCAUCAAGGAAUGCGUCCUUUGUCAAGACCUCCUGGUUGGAAUCCAACGACCACCUCGCUCGACUCUAACUUCACAGCAUCUUCUGAUCAAUCCCCCUUUUUUACCCCCACCUCUACUGGCUUUUCUUCCAAAGCACCGGGGUGGAUGGGCCAUUUUUCGCCUCAGAACAGUUCGUAUCCGUGGUCUUCUACAGCUUCUCAACAAAAUGCUUUCAAGUCCAAUUUUGCGGAUGCUACGUCUGGAUUUUCCUCAGGCAGUAGUAUAAACGGUUUGCGAUUCGGAGGAAAUAAUAGCCUGUCAAACAUGGGAUCUAAUGGAUUCUCAAAAGGUCCAACCUCUUCUAAUCCUGCAUCUUUGUACAGCAUGUUUUCCAAGCGUCCUCCGCACCGAGUGACGGCGCAUUGGCAACAACAACAACACCACCAACAGCAUAUGCAGCAGACACCACCAUCUAUAUUGAGUAAGCAACAUAGCUCAGAUUUUUCGAGUUCGGGGCCCUUGUCUAUUGGAGGACAGGAUGGUGUCUUGAAUCAGAAAAUGCCUCAUGGUUCAUUUGGAUCUAAUUCUGGUGUGUCCCCUAUGGCUAGUGGUAUGAUGUCUGGCAAUAUGGAUAGCUUAAACGCAGACAGGUACUCGAGCUAUGGGUUUGAUCAGCAUUUGAUUGAACUUAUGAAAACGAUGGAUUCUUCUGGCAGUUCUCAAUCGGGUUUACUUGAUGAUUUGGCCUUCGGAAUGCCCCGGAUGGAUAAUUACCAUGGAAAUUUGCACUCAUUGCCUGGUAUGUCACAGUCAAGGCCUGGAUUGAUGUCAAGUGGAUUACAAAAUCAGGGUUUGCAUGGCAUGGGCAAUGCACACUCUAGCCUUUCUGCAAUGGCUCCUCGUGAAGAAGGCUACUCUCGCAAAGUUUUCGUUGGUGGUCUUCCUCCGGAUAUCGAUGAAGAGGAACAAUCAGUACAGAAUUUGAUUAAUGCCUGCAUUGUCGAUGAGGGGAAAUACUACUGGUGCGUUUCCUCUCCAACUAUGAAGGAUAAACCGGUUCAAAUUCGCCCGUGGAAUUUGGCUGAUUCCGACUUUGUCAUGGAUGGUUCCCAAGCGUUGGACCCACGCAAGACCAUUUUUGUGGGUGGCGUACCGCGACCGCUUCGAGCAAUUGAACUGGCUCUGAUCAUGGACCACCUCUAUGGGGGUGUUUGUUACGCGGGUAUCGACAUUGAUCCCGAACUAAAGUACCCUAAAGGGGCAGGGCGUGUCGCUUUCUCGAAUCAGCAGAGCUACAUUUCUGCCAUCAGCGCUCGAUUCGUCCAAUUGCAGCACAACGACAUCGACAAGCGGGUGGAGGUCAAGCCUUAUGUCUUGGAUAACCAAAUGUGUGACGAAUGCCAAGGUGCGCGAUGCGGUGGUAAAUUUGCGCCUCUCUUCUGCGCCAAUGUCACAUGCCUUCAAUAUUACUGUGAGCAGUGUUGGGUUCAAAUACACAGCCGGCAGGGUCGCGAGUACCACAAGCCCCUUGUUAAAGAAGGCGCGGAACGACCUCGUCCAGCCCUCUAUCGUUGCAGAAGCACCAACUGGUCAUUGCUCUUCGUGUGUCGUGUAUCGGGCAGUUGUUGCUUUGCGCCAUUGUUUGGCAGCGCAUUUUCGCCUCCCGCUUGCAUGGUGCUGCCGCUGUGUCGUGGUGCAGAGCUCAUUGUCCGCCCGCCCACCACUCACUCACCCAUCCCAGCCCUGUCUCACUUCUCGCGCUCUGGCUUACCUGUGCGCGCUAAUCAGGGCAAUGACUAUGGCAACGAACAGCAGCGCGUCCUCGUGUUGCCCGAACGGGAAGGUCUGCGACCUCGCGCUUACAGUGCGCGCGCAGCCUCGGCAUGCCAACGCAAGUGCGCGCGUGUCCUGCACGUGUACGCUGGCAUCGGCGACGGCGGUAGUGCACACAGGCGCAUCUACCCACACGCAUUUGGCAGCGAGUGGUGCUUGCAAAUGCGAAGCGUCAUACUUUGA
This is a messenger RNA of Echinococcus granulosus, 2841 nucleotides long. Its product is annotated as Cytoplasmic polyadenylation element-binding protein. The record is from RefSeq and is a predicted model, not a curated record. NCBI's taxonomy places the organism in Eukaryota, Metazoa, Platyhelminthes, Cestoda, Cyclophyllidea, Taeniidae. Gene Ontology annotation, molecular function: translation factor activity, RNA binding; mRNA regulatory element binding translation repressor activity; ribosome binding. Bases 1 to 2841 code for a protein of 946 amino acids. Gene Ontology annotation, biological process: negative regulation of cytoplasmic translation. The transcript has 7 exons. Gene Ontology annotation, cellular component: synapse; cytoplasm; nucleus.